Messenger RNA from Aspergillus homomorphus CBS 101889, 2656 nucleotides. Its product is annotated as histone acetyltransferase NGG1. Gene Ontology annotation, cellular component: SAGA complex. Gene Ontology annotation, molecular function: transcription coactivator activity. The coding region runs from base 203 to 2290 and encodes 695 amino acids. The record is from RefSeq and is a predicted model, not a curated record. The transcript has 3 exons. NCBI's taxonomy places the organism in Eukaryota, Fungi, Ascomycota, Eurotiomycetes, Eurotiales, Aspergillaceae. Gene Ontology annotation, biological process: regulation of transcription by RNA polymerase II.
GAUCAAGUUCAGCUCACCAACAUAGCCGAUUUGAAUCGCAAAAGGCCAAGUUGAUCGGCCCCGAAACUCGAGCGCACCUCCCUUCGCCGCUUUUGAUUCUCGAAGUGGAGCGUUAUGGACCGCUAGCUCCCCGACGACCUCGGACAGUUCUCACCCCAGUUACCCCAGCUUUCCAACGCAGUCCUCAACCACCACAAUCAUCAUGCCCCAUGCCAGCAAAGGCAAGGGUAAAGGGCGCGACCGCGACCGCGACCGCGACCGCGAACGGGAUCGAGAUCGCGAGAUGCGCCCCUCGCGCAGUCGCAACACCACGCCCAGCUCCAGUUUCAGUGCCGGCGCGACCACCGGCCCCGUCCACAGUUACCUUGACAACGAUGCAUCGAAGCUGAUGAUGAACGCCUCCAUACAGUACGGGGAGCUCCUCGAGCGCAUGGGUGGAGUGGGUCCGAUCCCGGACUCCAAAUCCCUGGAGAUGUUGAUGGAACACCUGAAGACGCUCAGUCAGCUGGCGGAAACCCGCGGUGACGUGUGCAAUGCCGGCAUCCGGGAGCUGUCGCAGAAGCGCAAGGAAGUCGCGGAUGAAUCCGAAUUGGGUGAGCGGGAUGGCGGCGACCGAGUGAAGAUGAAGCGCGAAGCGGAUGAGGAGGAGGAAGAGAAGGCGUUCAAGGGCGGUAAGCUGAAGAAGAGAAAGGAGCGCGGGAGCAGCUCCAAGGAGGAUCGACCUCUGGCCCACGGGGCUCAUGGUCUGGCGCGACAGGAUGGUGCAGAGACAAAAGUUGAAGGGGCCGCUUCCCCAGCUUCCAAGAAAUCCAAGAACGCAGCUUCCGACGAUGCCUCCCUCUCCCCGAAAUCUCCCCGUGAGGCAGCCGAGGCAGCGAAGGGGUCCCAAGAUGAAGAAUCAGACAACGAUUCCGACGAUAGCUCGGGUUCGCACCAGCCUGAACCGGCCCCAGCUGUGCCUCAAGUGCAGGUGUUCGGCCCCAAUCCGCUCAAAUUUGAUGACCCGACUAUUUAUCACAUUCGCGAGGUGACACCGGACAUGACGGAUGAGGAGAAGAAGUUCAUCUACAGCGUCAACCGCUUCCCUCGCAGCGAUCUGAGCCAUAUGAUGGCGGGGGUACCGCCGGACCGCGACUUCAGCAACUCCAAGCCCACGAACCAAGUCAACGCCAACACCUUCUUAGCCUACAUCGAGCCCUAUGUCCGCCCCAUGACGGAGGAGGACAUGGCAUUCUUAAAGGAAAAGGGCGACCGAGCCACCCCAUUCAUCAUGCCCCGACGCGGCAAGAAACACUACGCCGAAACCUGGGCCGAGGAAGACGGGCUCAGCAACACGGAUCAGGCCAACGGCGAUAAAGAACGACUGGCGCUCAACGAAGGCCGCGGCAACAUUGACCAAGUGACCGACGAGACGGUAGAGACGGACAAGAUCUCAGUCGGCCCGCUCGUCAGCCGACUCUAUUCCCUGCUGCGCUACGAGCACCGGCCGAGCCCCGACGACAACCCUACCAGCACGACGACAGCCACGAACGGCACGCCCAACGGCGACGGCACGACGAACGGGCUCAACGGCUUCGACUCAAUGGACCUGGACCACCCACCGCCGCUGCCUCCCUCUUCAUCCCACCUGACCAACGGCGGCAGCGGAGACGCGGACAAGCCCCUCGCCUCAGCAACAGCCUUCCCGGACGUAUCGCCGACAGGUUUCAAGACGAGCGUAGCCAAACUGGACCACGCGCAGCUGGACGAGCGGCUGAAGGCGGAGCUGCGGCACGUGGGGUUCCUGGGGCCGGAGGACGCGCCGGACUACGACGCGCACUACGACGACGACAUCGCGCAGCGGCUGCGACUGCUGCAGAGCGAGCUGAAGAAGCAGAUGAUCGUCAACAGCGCGCGCAAGACCCGCCUGCUGGACAUCGCCCGCGAGCGCAUGGCCCACCAGGAGUACAUGACCAUCCACGACGACCUCGACUCCCAGGUCCAGCAGGCCUACCUCAAGCGCACCCGCACCCUCGGCAAGAGCAAGAAGGGCUCCCAGGCCAAGCACCGCCCCGGCGGCGCCGGCGGCGGCAGCCACGUCGUUAGUGCCGCCGGCGUCGGUCGCCCCGCCAUCGGCGACGUCGCCCGCACCCUCAUGGACCGCCGCAAGCGCUGGCGCGACUGCAUCGGCCCCGUCUUCCGCGAGAGCAAGACCAGCGUCCCUGGUAAAAACGAGACUGUCUUCGAUCCGGUCAUGAUGGCAGAGUUCGAGAAAGCGGAGUUGGAAGGCUGGGAUGAGGAGCAGGAAUAGAACGAACACUCAUUCGCUCACUCAUUCACUCACUCUGCUUCUCUUCUCGGGCUUCUCGUAGUCAGACAGAUUCAUGUCCAUUGGAUGUGCUAUUCUGUCAUGUGGUAUACAUAUUCUAUAUUCAACGAUCGUUGUUUGCGAGCGAGUAUUGCUCAGCGAAUCGGCGGGAACUGGGCCGGUCUUUCGUCAGAUGACUUCAAUUUUUUGGCUUUUCCCUUUAUCACAGGGUUACGGACUGCAAAGUCACGGGUAUUUCGGGAUCAGGCGUCAUAAAGGGGGGUAUACACUGGGUCGCUGUCUCACUCAACGGCGGGCGUUCUCGGAAUUCUUAUCAAGUGUUAGAGUUUUUAUCUCACACCUAAUCUC